AUAAAUGGGAAUAACCCACCUGACCAAUGUUAUCAAGAAAAAUCUGGUCUGGGGAACAAUGAAAGUCCAGAAGAAGGGAAAGCAUCUGCAAAGAGCAAUUUUCACUUGGAGGAGUUAGAGAAAUACACUUUUUCUGUGUGCUGCCGUUCUGCUGCUGAAGUGAAACUGUCCAGACGGGUUGUUGAGCGUUUCCAUUUCAUGGUAUACGCAGCUUUCUCAGAGCUAGGAGCUGCAAGCUGGCGCUCUGGGGAAUUCUGGCUCCUCGCCUUGAUGGUAGUUUUGCUGUGGUUCGUGAGACUUUACCUGCAUUAUUUGAGUCAAUGGCUCUUCCUUCAGACCAUCUCGGUUCCUGUUACAAAGUUCCAGCUUUUCCCUCACACUGUUGAGCUGUGCUACCAGAACUCCUUGCUGCAGACCAGUGAAGAGUUGGUCAUGGUUGUUGUGGGACCCCUAACCUUGAAUGCAGGGCUGCUUCUUAUGGUCCUGAUCAGAUGGGGCUGUCAGAGGCUGUUUGACUCAUUCCCUUCCUUCUUGUCAAAGUUUAUCAUAGCUCUGGGACUCUGGACCGUGCUAGACCCCUUGGCAGUGUUCAUAGUGGAUUCAGUCCUGGGGCGACUUGGGAACAGCGUAGAGAAACCCAUUGCUGAUGCUGCAAAGCUCUAUUGGGUCUUUCUAAGAGCAGAAGAGUCAGGGAUUCCUGGUGCCUUAAUCACUGUGAUGCUUUAUACAAUCCUGUUCAUCAUCUCAUCAACAGUGUUGUACCUGUACUUUUUAAGGCUACAUAGCGAAGGUUGGCUGUUGGAUGUAUUUCAACGCAUCCAUGGUGAGGAGGGCGCAUUCUUUGUUCCACUGGACUUAGAGAUUUCCAGUCAGGAGCUGAGCUACAUUGUGAAGAGGGCUGAGCAGUGGAGAGGAAUCAACGGUGAAAGACGGAUGGUGAGUGGCAAACAGAGUCUUCAAGAGGGGUCUGUGACAUACUGAUCCAAAUUAAUGCUUUGUAUUUCUGAGUAUUACCUACAAGGAUGUAGAUAUAAAAGAAAAU
This is a messenger RNA of Antrostomus carolinensis (chuck-will's-widow), 1042 nucleotides long. RefSeq lists its product as uncharacterized. The record is from RefSeq and is a predicted model, not a curated record. The transcript has 5 exons. NCBI's taxonomy places the organism in Eukaryota, Metazoa, Chordata, Aves, Caprimulgiformes, Caprimulgidae. The annotation marks the transcript as partial.